AUGAAACUUAGUAAAAUUAAAACCACAAAAUCACCGGGUCCUGACAUGUUUCCAAAUAAAAUCCUGAAAACAUUUGCCUUUGAGCUUGCCGCAGUUAUCUCAGACAUUUUCAACUCAUCCAUGACACAAGGCACCUUCCCAAAGGCAUUGAAGAGAUCUAUUGUAGUGCCUGUCCCUAAGGUAUCACCCCCAAAGAGUAUUGAAGACGACCUACGACCAAUAUCUUUAACAUCCCAGAUCGCCAAAGUUAUGGAGGAUUGUACUUUGGACAAUUUUUUCCCUGAAGUUGUAAAUAAACUUGACACCAAACAAUUUGCACUCCCAAAGAAAUCAACGACCCACGCUUUGGUCUACCUUUUACAUUCAAUCUUGGUUGCUCUUGAAAGAGGUUCCUGUACUGCCAGAUUGUUCUUUGCAGAUUUCAAGAAAGGUUUUGACCUAGUAGACCACAAUGUUAUUAUUAAAGAAUUAACCCUGCUUGGUACCCAUCCCUCUAUAAUUCGGUGGAUUAAAGCCUUCCUCUGCGAUCGCGAACAAUGUGUCCGGGUGGGAACUUCUAUGUCCUCUUGGAAGAAAACAAAUGGUGGCUUGCCACAAGGUACAAAGUUGGGUCCAUUAUUGUUUGCUGUUCUCAUUAAUUCCUUACUCAAAAACUGGCCUAGUAGGAUCAAGGUUGUGGAUGACACCUCGGCCUUAGAGAUUAUACCACGUUUUUCAUCCAGUUUAAUGCCAAAUUAA
Molecule: messenger RNA, 738 nt
Organism: Paramuricea clavata
Lineage: Eukaryota; Metazoa; Cnidaria; Anthozoa; Malacalcyonacea; Plexauridae
Source: the annotation of a GenBank genome assembly